AUGUCCCGAGCGGAAUACCUACAGAAGUACCUAACGAAGGACGACUCCACGAAGAAGAAGGCGAAGAAACGGAAGCGCAAAGAUACCGGCGUGAUUAUCGCGGACGACGAUGUACUGGGUUGGAAUAAUAACAAGGAAGAUGGGGAUGAGGAUGAUCCAGUUACCAUUGGCGAAAUGACAAAAGCCUUCCGCCGGACGACAAAAUCCAACUGGACAAUAAACCCAGAGAACCCGGAAGACCAACCGGCAAUCGUUGAAGAAGAUGGUGGAAGGCCCACAACAAUACAAAAAAUGUCCAGCGGCGCCCACGCCGGCCUGCAAACCGCCGCUCAGGUAGCCGCCCAAAUGGAGCGCCAGCGAAAAGCAGAAGCCGCACGCUUCGCAGCGGAGGACCCAGAGACCAGCGGGAGGGGGCAAGAGACCAUCUACCGCGAUGCCUCAGGACGAAUAAUCAACGUCGCUAUGGCCCGCGCCGAGGCCAGGAAGAAACUGGAAGAGGAAGAGGCCAAGCAGCGGAAGUUGGAGGAGCACUUGAAGGGUGAUGUGCAGCUCGUGCAGAAGGCUGAGAGGAAGAAGGAACUCGAAGACGCGAAGUAUGCGCCUAUGGCGCGUUACGCCGACGAUACAGAGCUCAACGAGGAAUUGAAGGAGCGGGACCGCUGGAAUGAUCCUGCGAUGGCAUUUCUAAGCAAUAAGAAGAAGGGAGUUAGCAAGACGGGGAGGCCACUGUAUCAGGGUGCCGCGCCGCCGAAUAGGUAUGGGAUCUUACCGGGACAUAGGUGGGAUGGUGUCGACCGGGGGAAUGGCUGGGAGAAGAAAUGGUUUCAAGCACAGAAUAAUAGGAAGAAUAGGGCGCAGAUCGAGCAUGAUAUGGAGAUUGAUGUUUAGACAUCGGUGUGCUCAAUUGAUGUUCCUAAUAUUCCUCUUCUUCCCCUCCCCCACACGGGUAUCAAAUUUGUAGCAUAGUGUAAAUGUUCUAAUGAUCCGGUCGAGGGGUUUAUCGAUAAGGCAAGCCCGAUUGCGCUGUGCAGUACUGUAAGAUAGGUUUACAAUAACAUCUACUAUGAUACC
Molecule: messenger RNA, 1071 nt
Organism: Tuber melanosporum (Perigord truffle)
Lineage: Eukaryota; Fungi; Ascomycota; Pezizomycetes; Pezizales; Tuberaceae
Exons: 3
Coding region: 1-888 (295 amino acids)
Biological process (GO): mRNA splicing, via spliceosome
Cellular component (GO): U2-type spliceosomal complex; RES complex
Molecular function (GO): RNA binding
Source: RefSeq, a predicted model, not a curated record